GGAGGAGGAGGAGGAGGAGGAGGAGAAGCCGGGCUUUUAAGCUCAGAGCGAACCCGCAGGACUCAGAGUGGACUCCAUCUCUCUCUCUCGCAUGAGCAGGGUUUAGUUGUGAUCCAAAGCUGUCAAGAUGAACUUGCGGAUUCCUCCCUGGUGUAUUGGAUUAUUUCUAGUCCUGAACUCCUCGGCAGGUUUCCAGCUGGACGCUCGAGGGUCUCAGGGCGUCCAGGACCUGACCGAGCUGAUCGGCGUCCCCCUCCCGCCGUCCGUCUCCUUCGUGACGGGCUUCCAGGGGUACCCGGCCUACAGCUUCGAAGCGGAUGCCAACGUGGGCCGGCUCACCAAGGCCCACGUGCCAGACCCCUUCUACUACGACUUUGCCAUCACCGUCACGGCCAAGCCCACCACGCGGCGGGGCGGCGUCCUGUUCGCCAUAACCGACGCCUACCAAAAAGUGGUGCAACUGGGCGUGGCGCUGUCUGAGGUGGAGGACGGUUCCCAGACGGUGGUCUUCUACUACGCUGACCCUGUCACGGGAGGCAAGACCCAGGAGGCGGCUUCCUUCAAGAUGGCCGACCUGACGGGACGAUGGGCCAGGUUCACCUUGACGGUGCAGGGCGCCGAGGUGCGUCUCUUCAUGGACUGCGAGGAGUACCACCGCGUGGCCUUCGCCAGGAGCCCCCAGCCGCUCACCUUCGAGACCAACUCGGGGAUCUUUGUGGGCAACGCGGGGGGCACGGGCCUGCCCCACUUUGUGGGCUCCAUCCAGCAGCUGGUGCUCAAGUCCAAUCCCACGGCCCCCGACGACCAGUGCGAGGAGGACCAACCUUAUGCGUCUGGAAGCGGCGAUGACGCUUACGAGGACAUGGAGGGAAAAGAUGAAGUCAAGAAAGUUGUGGAGGAGAGGGAAUAUAAAGAGGAAGUGCCGCAGCCCACAUCCAGUACCCCGGUCCGAGCUCCCCCCACCGAGGCGCCAUACAGUUUCGAUGACGAUGAAGCUGGAGACGACGUCGAAGAAGCUUCCGGGCAGGAAAUGCAGGCCCCCACACCUGCGGUGCGACCAGCCCAUUCAGCAACAGCAGCAUCCAAGUCCGACUCUGUGUCAACAGGUCAAAAAGGUGAAAGAGGUGAGCCGGGAGCGCAGGGCCCCCCGGGACCAGCCGGCCAACCGGGGCAAGACUCGGAAUCGGCGGGCGAGCCCGCACCCCGAGGUCCGCCGGGACCUCCUGGACCUCAAGGCCCGCCUGGAGCUGCAGGGAAAGACGGACAGCAUGGAACAAAAGGAGAAAAUGGUGCUCCGGGAGCCAAUGGCCUUCCAGGAUUUCCAGGGCUUCAAGGAGAGCCUGGCCCCAAAGGAGAGAAGGGCGACGCUGGCGUCGGACAGCCCGGCCUUCCGGGACCUCCCGGACCUCCGGGCCGCUUCUCCUCCAAGUUCCAGGAGGGCUCGGGCUCGGCUUCGGGCUUUGACGACUUCGACGACGAUCCGGAGAUCAUUCGAGGACCCCCCGGCCCACCGGGACCCCGCGGCCCCCCCGGAUCCCCGUCUCAGGAAGUCCUACCUGGACCACCCGGCAGUCCUGGGAGAGAUGGCCAAAAGGGAGAAGCUGGACUUCCUGCUACUGACGAGUGGUUUAGUGCUUCCGGUUCUGGUUCUGGCUCUGGUCAGGGAAUUGAUGGAAACAAAGGAGAACAAGGACCCGCUGGAAAAAAGGGCGACAUGGGAGAACCUGGUGUGAAGGGCCAACCAGGACCUAAGGGAGAGCAGGGCCCUCAGGGCUUCCCAGGACUUCCCGGGCCCGAGGGUCCAGAGGGCAGGGUCGGGCCCCAGGGGCCAGCCGGCAUUCCCGGACCGCCCGGCCCCCCUGCCAAAGGCUUGCCGUUGGACCUCGAGGACCUGGAAGAAUCGGGGCUGCUCAGUGGUCCUGCAGCGGAACGGUUGCGGGGUCUCCCAGGAGUUCCAGGAGUUCAAGGACCAAAGGGUGAAGAAGGCCUCCGAGGUCCUGCUGGAGAGCCAGGUCUCAAGGGGGAGCCCGGCGCUGCGGGUCCACUGGGUUUAGCAGGACCAGAGGGCAAGAAAGGUUCAGAGGGUCCGAAGGGGGAUGCCGGCGCUCUGGGACAAAAGGGCGAGCCAGGACGUGACGGGCUCAGUCUAGCGGGCCCUCCGGGACCUCCCGGAGUUCCGGCACCCACCGUCGACCUCCAGGAUCUCCUCCUCAACGGCACGGACGGCGUCUUCAACCUCUCGGGGAUUUUCGAGGCUCAGGGAUUGGCUGGACAGCAAGGACCCAAGGGAGAUGCCGGAGUGCAAGGUGUUGAAGGACCUCCAGGACUUAAGGGCGAGAAAGGCGAGCCGGCAAUGUUCCUCUCUGAGAACGGAUCCACCUACGACCUGUCUACUCUUAAGGGGGCCAAAGGAUACAAGGGUGAUGUUGGUGCAAGUGGACUUCCUGGACCACUCGGACCAAUGGGAAUGCCGGGACCAAAAGGAGAUUUGGGUUUCCCCGGAAGACCCGGUCGUGUCGGUGUGCCGGGACUCAAAGGAGAGAAAGGCGACUCUGUCGGCAAACCUGGACUGCCAGGCCUGCCCGGACGACCCGGCCGCCCUGGAAUGUUCCGAUGCCCCAACGGGACCGUGUUCCCCGUCCCCGCCAGACCCUUCUGCAAAAUACCGAUUAAUCCCGACAGAAGCGCCGUGAUGGGUGACAAUCAGGACGGGCGGAAAGGACAAAAGGGAGAACGAGGCCUUCCUGGCAUUCCGGCGCCACCUAACACGUUCAAAGGACGCUUGGGAGUGAAGGGCGAGAUGGGCGUCGACGGAGAAAAAGGAGAAAAGGGCGAGACGGGGUUGCCCGGCCAACCGGGUGCUCCCGGGAAACCAGGGCCAGUGGGACCCAAAGGCGAGUCCGUGCUGGGACCGCAAGGCCCCCGCGGAGAACCGGGCCACCCGGGCGCCCCGGGCUUCGGCAGACCCGGUCCGGCGGGACCCCCUGGACCGCCGGGGGAAGUCGGAGGCUUGUCGUUCGGCUUUGGUAAAAAAGAUGUGAAAAUCCCCGGACCGGCCGGACCCCCCGGGCCCCCCGGACCCCCGGGACCCACUGGCCCACGCGGACCCUUGGGAGGCUCAGCCGCUGUGAGUACAUUUUCCACGUUGGAGUCGAUGAUGAGGAGGACGGUGAGGGAGGCCGAGGGAAUGCUGGCCUACGUCCUGGCCACGGGAAGUCUCUACCUCAAGGUGGCCGAGGGCUGGAAGGAGAUUCAGCUUGGCAGUCUGCUCCACUUGUCCAGUAACGUCAUCCCACAAGAUGAGCCUGGGGCUGCCCAGCAAAUAACAGGCGGCACGAUCGAGCGAGUGCGCUCCACCAAAGACAGGCUCAACCUGGUGGCGCUGAACCAGCCGCACACGGGCGACAUGACGGGCCUGGACACGGCCGACCGGCUGUGCUACGAGCAGGCCAAAGCCAUGGGCCUGCCCCCCAACUACCGCGCCUUCGUCUCCUCCAACAAGCAGGACCUGGUCCACGUGGUCUACCCCGGCUUCCGAGACACCCUGCCCAUCACCAACCUGAGGGGAGACGUGCUCUUCCGCAACUGGAGGUCCAUCUUCAACGGCGAAGGAGGGCCCCUCAACACCAGAAUACCCAUUUACUCCUUUGAUGGACGCGACGUUUUGGCCGAUCCUUUCUGGCCCGAGAAGAGCAUCUGGCACGGCUCGAGCAGCCGCGGGCUCCGCGUGCCCGACAAGCACUGCGAGACGUGGCGCGCCGACCACGUGUCCGUGGCGGGCCAGUCCUCCGGCCUGACCUCGGGUCUGCUGCUGGGCCAGCAGACGCGGAGCUGCUCCAACGAGUACGCGGUCCUGUGCGUGGAGACCCACAAGAACCCCUGAGACCACGCCCCGGAUUGCGAACCCCGCCCACAGAGUCCGAGGCGCGGUGCCGAGACGCGGCGGGAAAGUUCCCGUCCGUCCGUGCCGUAACACGUCGUCCCUUUGGCACAUAAAAUGAACCCGUUUUUUUUUUGUUUUCAAUUCUGGUAGGGAAUGUGCUAGAUGUUAGUUUGCUGCACCUUUUGCAUUUCCCCCCCGCAAGAAAAUCCAAAUCCAAAGAUUUGUAUCGAACGAUCCCCAAAUUGUCAGCCAUUCUCCACCCCAAGGGAAGUAAAGGACGGCUUUGAGAGCUGUUUUGUUUACAGGUUGUCACGGAGAUGUUUUAGGCAGCGUUUAACACCUUUCCACUACUUCCGUUGUGUCUUUCCAUCAGACAGCCAGUGACGACCAAAUUUGAUGCACUGUACUUCAUUUAUUUGCUAGAGCUUCAUGAUUAUAAAUUGUGGUGUUGGCUUCGCAGCUCUCGUCUCCAAAGGCUAUUUAAUUUAAAUCCAUUAUUUAUACUGUCACAGCACAUAAACAAGAAAUCAGAAGAUGAAAUCUAAGAAUGUAAUUUAUCAUUUGUUGGUGUUUGUUUGGGUUUUUUUUUCUACUUUUUGUUGUUUUUUUGCUACUAUAGUAGAAUGGAGAAGAGUUGAGAUGCUUAUUUGGAGGCUUGCGCUAUAUUUUCAUGCUGGAAUUUUUUUUUAGAAAAAUAAAUUCCAAGUGUUGGUUGGUGCUUUGUCAAAACGAAUAAAGUUUUCUUCUGUCAUAACA
This is a messenger RNA of Phyllopteryx taeniolatus (common seadragon), 4639 nucleotides long. Its product is annotated as collagen alpha-1(XVIII) chain-like. Lineage: Eukaryota; Metazoa; Chordata; Actinopteri; Syngnathiformes; Syngnathidae. The transcript is spliced from 45 exons. The record is from RefSeq and is a predicted model, not a curated record. Bases 128 to 3883 code for a protein of 1251 amino acids.